Molecule: messenger RNA, 776 nt
Organism: Eubalaena glacialis (North Atlantic right whale)
Lineage: Eukaryota; Metazoa; Chordata; Mammalia; Artiodactyla; Balaenidae
Gene: FAM3B
Product: FAM3 metabolism regulating signaling molecule B
Exons: 8
Coding region: 53-760 (235 amino acids)
Source: RefSeq, a predicted model, not a curated record
UCGCCCUGAGCUGCGGCCCAGGGUCCGGAGGGUCCGGAGCCGCAGCUGGAAGAUGCGCCCCGCGGCUGCCGGCACCCUGAAGGCAGUGUUCUUCAUCUUCGCCUCCCUGUGUGCCUGGUAUUCUGGGUACCUGCUGGCAGAGCUCAUUCCAGAUUUGCCCCUGUCCAGCGCCGUCUACAGCAUCCGGAGCAUCGGUGAGAGGCCUGUCCUCAAAGCCCCAGCCCCGAAAAGGCAAAAAUGUGACCACUGGACCCCGUGUCCCCCAAACACCUACGCCUACCGGUUGCUCAGUGGCGGUGGCAGGGACAAGUACGCCAAGAUCUGCUUUGAAGAUGAGGUGCUCAUAGGAGAAAAGACCGGGAAUGUUGCAAGGGGAAUAAAUGUUGCCAUUGUCAACUAUGUGACUGGGAAAGUGAUAGCAACACAGUAUUUUGAUAUGUACGAAGGAGAUAACUCUGGACCGAUGACGAAUUUUAUUCAGAGCGCUCCCUCGAAGUCCCUACUCUUCAUGGUGACCCACGAUGAUGGUAGCAGCAGACUGAAGGAGGACGCUAAGAAGGCCAUAGAAGCCCUGGGAAGUAAAGAGAUCAGGAACAUGCGGUUCAGGUCGAGCUGGGUAUUUCUUGGAGCAAAAGGCUUUGAACUUCCUGCAGGAAUUCAGAGAGAAAAGGUCAACCACUCAGAUAAUGUGAAGAACAGGUAUUCGGGCUGGCCCGCAGAGAUCCAGGUAGAAGGCUGCAUACCAAAAGGACCAAGCUAACGUUGCCCGGCCUCAA